AUGCUCCCCGGCAGCAGCGACAACAGCGACCUGACGUCGCUCUCUUACUCUUUCUCUUCCUCUAACAACUCCAACCCAUACUCUCACUUUCAUCACUACUCUUAUUCAGAAUCCAGUGCCCCGUCGCCGCCGCCAUCGAUGGACACGCUCGAGCUCGCCCCAGGAAAGGGGCUGGGCCUGUUUCGGCUCGGAGACACACUCUGGCACGUCCUCGAUACCAUGCGCGCAAGGAAGGAUGAUGUUCCCAAACUGGAGGUAUCAUGGGAUCCCAAGAACGCGCCAAAGUCCGCUGUCACGGUGCACGCCGGCGCAGUGACCCUCCUUUUCCCGUCAUCGCGCGAACAGCGUCUCUCACUCAUCCACGUCGCCCUUGACACCUCGUCCCCGCUCAGCAUCACAUAUGAAGGUGUCGUCCUCGCGAGCCGCUCGCAUCCACUUACACGGUCCGGUGUCGCGCGGGCCCUGGGGCCGACAUACGCCGCUGAUGGUGCACAGCGCCUCGCGUACCCUGGAGUGACGUUUGAACUCAGCGGUAGCGGACGCGAAGACGCCGUGGUGUCCUUGAGCGUUGCACCGAGGGAGGAGGGGGUGCUGCCUUCCAUUGAGCCGUUGUUGAAGUGUACCAUCCAGCCGGGGCGCGGCGCCACCUUGUCCCUCCCGCACGACGUUGAGAUUGUGCUCCAAGAAACGACAGCGCAAGACCUGCUCCUUGACCUGGGCACACCGUUGCGCAAAUACUGGAAAGAGGACGACCGCCUCGAUCGCGUUUGGGGAGCGGAGCGGAAUGGCGGGGACGCGCAGGCCAACGCCUGCUUCUGGAACUACUUCCAGCACGGGCUCGACUUGCUCGUCGUGGACGGCGUGGUGACCAAGAUCAUUGCGCACUCCAACAUUCCUGGUACACCAGAGUUCCAGCAAUAUGCCCGCUGCCCGUGGAUCCUGCCUACCGACGCGGGCGAGCUCGACUUCACCUCCCCCCUCUCAGCCUUCCGGUCGCAGCUCCCUUCGUCCUCGGACAGCAAAGCCACGGGAGUGGGGAGCAACGCGCACAAUAGCCACCUCGCUCCCGACAUGCAGCGCACCGAGUCCCGUCAGUCCCACUCCAGCAACGGCGGCGGAGCCGGAAAGAAGAAGCACAAGAACAGGGGCUCGCCGGAUCCGGGUUCUCGACCGGGCACGCCCGUGACAGACAUGCAAAGUCGCGACAGCUCUAGGGACGGAGCAGGCCGCGAGCCUGUCCCAGCUGACGCAAUGGUGCUGGACCGGUCGGUGGAGGGGGGACUGGACGGCGUGUUGGGCAUGUCCCGCAGCCAGCUCGUUGGGUUUGACGGCUUGGUCGUGGAGGUGGAUGAGCAGAGCAAGGGCAUCUGUUCUGUGCAGGUGUGGCGUGAUCCCGUGUAA
Molecule: messenger RNA, 1401 nt
Organism: Apiotrichum porosum
Lineage: Eukaryota; Fungi; Basidiomycota; Tremellomycetes; Trichosporonales; Trichosporonaceae
Exons: 4
Coding region: 1-1401 (466 amino acids)
Biological process (GO): Golgi to plasma membrane protein transport
Cellular component (GO): trans-Golgi network
Source: RefSeq, a predicted model, not a curated record